CGCGACGGCAGCGUGGGAGAGACGAGAGCGAGAGCGCGCAAAAUGACCACCAUGGGGUCUUGUACAUUUGCUCUAUUGACACUUUUCUCCUCACUUUACAGCGUUUUGGCGCUGGCGCCUGAAGGCGCGUGUCUCCUUGAAGUGGACGAGGGACCCUGCAGAGGGGAGAUUGAGCGCUAUUACUACAACACAAUCACCCAGAAGUGCGAGAUUUUCUACUAUGGAGGGUGCCAGGGCAACGCCAACAACUUCAGGAGUUACCCGGAGUGUCAGAAAACAUGCUUCAGAAUCCCAAAGAUUCCCCAAAUCUGCAGGUUCCCCAAACAGGAAGGACCAUGCCGUGCCCUUUUCCGUCGCUAUUUCUUCAACAUGAGCACAAUGCAGUGCGAGUCCUUUUAUUAUGGAGGCUGUCAGGGCAACUCCAAUCGCUUCCAAGACCACGCGUCUUGCAUGGAGUACUGCAGUCCACGAAAAACUGUGCCUGUGCUCUGCCUCGACCCGCUGGAUAAAGGCAGUUGUUCAGCCUCCAUACCCCGUUACUACUACAACAAGGCCACCAAGAAGUGCGAGGAGUUCGUCUACUCGGGCUGCGGCGGGAGCAGCAACAACUUUGUCUCGAGGCAGAGCUGCGCGAACACGUGUGUCAAAGGGAGGAAAAAGCACACAGGCCAAGGAAAGGUUCGUCGCGUGAGACCGAAUAGAAACAAUCACAUGUUUUUUGCAAGUGUCUGACAUUUUGUUCUCACAGACGCUCCCUUGGAUAAAGCCUUAAAUCGAGGAAACAAUCACGUGUCUUUGUUUAUGCCAAAAAUCCUCACCAGGUUGACUGUGUUGUCACCGAUGGAGCCUUUAACAAAGAGUCUUGUAAAGUCAAAAGCAACUGUUCAAAUGUGUUAAUACUGCUGCACUGAAUGUUCACGAGUGUGUAUUUUGAUACUGUAUGUUUGUAAUGUAUGUUUUGUAUGGCAGGACAACUAUGACACCCUGUGUUAUAAGCUCACCUUGGACAGCACAUCAUUUUUCUCAUUUUUUGCACUUUUAAGCUGCUGCUGCUGCUGCUGCCAAUAAAUAACCGUAUGAUGUGAUAUUUUCGUGAUUUUAACUAAAAUCACGGGGGUGUUUAUUACAACUUCCUCCCAUGCAGUGUAUGCAUAUUAAGGAAAGCUUUAUCUCUGCAGUGAUAAAAGACUGCUAUGAAGUAUAUUUACUGUGACGUGUUUAUUCAAAUGGUGUCCAGAUGCAUUUUAUCUUGUACAUUAAAAAAAAAAAAAAAAGUGCUGAUCGGAAA
Solea solea (common sole) is the source of this 1288-nucleotide messenger RNA. RefSeq names its product tissue factor pathway inhibitor 2 (gene tfpi2). Bases 43 to 732 code for a protein of 229 amino acids. NCBI's taxonomy places the organism in Eukaryota, Metazoa, Chordata, Actinopteri, Pleuronectiformes, Soleidae. Gene Ontology annotation, biological process: negative regulation of peptidase activity. The record is from RefSeq and is a predicted model, not a curated record. Gene Ontology annotation, cellular component: extracellular region. The transcript is spliced from 5 exons. Gene Ontology annotation, molecular function: serine-type endopeptidase inhibitor activity.